CGGCAGUAGAAGAGCAGAGGCCGAGUUUCUCGGUGUUGUGUAGUUUAAUGAAUGGAGAAUGUAGUUAACGUUACGGCACGAUGGCAAAACCUGCACCUGCAAAUGCUCCAAAAUUUGACUGUCCCUCUUGGGCAGGGAAGCCUCCACCAGGACUACAUUUGGAUGUGGUGAAAGGAGACAAGCUGGUUGAGAAACUGAUUAUUGAUGAAAAGAAGUAUUACCUGUUUGGGAGGAACCCAGACCUCUGUGAUUUCACCAUUGAUCAUCAGUCAUGUUCUCGAGUCCACGCUGCCCUUGUCUACCAUAAACACUUAAAGAGGCUUUUCCUCAUCGACCUCAACAGUACACAUGGCACCUUCCUUGGACACAUUCGCCUGGAGCCCCACAAGCCUCAGCAGGUUCCUAUUGACUCCACUAUGUCUUUUGGUGCCUCCACACGUGUCUACACCAUACGUGAGAAACCUCAGAGCCAGGCUAAUGUGGGAACAGGGGACAAAGGUGGAGACGAUGAGGAACUGAAGGGACUGCUGGGUCUUCCUGAAGAGGAGACUGAGCUGGAGAACCUGACCGAGUUCAACACUGCACACAACAAACGCAUCUCUGUUCUGACCAUAGAGGAGGGCAAUCUGGAUAUUCAGAGACCCAAAAGGAGAAGGAAAAGUUCUAGAGUGAGCUUUAGUGAAGAAGAGGAGAUUAUCAACCCAGAGGAUGUUGACCCCUCUGUUGGACGCUUCAGGAACAUGGUACAGACUGCUGUGGUUCCUAUGAAGAAAAAGAAAGUAGAGAGUAGUAACGUUUUGGGAAUAGAGGACUCUGCCAUGCGACAUUCGCACAGUUUCGCCUUGAGAGGAGGGCUGUAUGGGGAUCUUCCACCCACUAGCCAUGAGGCUCAUCCCACAGGUGCACCUGGUGGAACCACACUCCUUGGAGGACUCCCACUACCAAACCCUGCCCCAGAAGUGAACUUGGCCCCAGAGCCUCCUCUGCCCCCUGUUACCCUGAAUCCCACACCUGUAACAGGCCCCUAUGUUCCAGAGGGCCUGAGCGAGCCCCGCAAGAAGAAGUAUGCCAAAGAGGCAUGGCCUGGCAAAAAGCCCACACCAUCUUUACUUCUCUAGCUGUGGAACUAAUGAACAUUAUGGAUGUGUUGUGAUUUUUACAUAUUUUUCUUCUGCAUCAGUGAGUUACAAGACAUUCCAGGAAUCUAGGAACUGAGAGAGCUAAAAUUGGGUUUAAGUUUGGUGCCACCACGCAAAAGAACCUGUUCAGAAUAACGACAAUUGCUAGUGAUUUUAUGCAAGCGCAUCACAAAUGUGUAUUUCAGGAAAAAAGGCAGUUAUGUUGGCGAGUAUAAGAAAGCAGAAAUUAUUGUUUGUUGCUUGUAAUGCUUGACCUCAGUCACUAGAUGGCAGUAGAUCCAUAUGAUUGAGUCCAUUAUACUUCUUAGAUUCUUCACAGUACAUUUCCCUCCCCCAAAAGUGUUUUAAAAAAAAAAAAAAAACACUUUUAUAAGAACUUUGUCAGAAAUGUUCCUUUUUGUAUCCAGAUGUUUUCUUUUGAUCUGUCUUUUGCUUUUGUAUUAUGAAAUACACUGACAAUAAACCUCAAAAGUAAGUUUUA
This is a messenger RNA of Colossoma macropomum (tambaqui), 1620 nucleotides long. It is a transcript of the gene ppp1r8b, whose product is annotated as protein phosphatase 1, regulatory subunit 8b. Lineage: Eukaryota; Metazoa; Chordata; Actinopteri; Characiformes; Serrasalmidae. Gene Ontology annotation, molecular function: mRNA binding; protein serine/threonine phosphatase inhibitor activity; protein binding. Gene Ontology annotation, cellular component: nuclear speck. The transcript is spliced from 7 exons. The record is from RefSeq and is a predicted model, not a curated record. The coding region runs from base 81 to 1118 and encodes 345 amino acids.